AAAUGAUUCUCUGAAAACUUGCCCGAUCUUCUAGUCGCGCGAGAUCAAUGGGCACCGUCCGCUGGAGCGCGACACUAUCGGUUCUCGAGACAUUUGUUUUGAUCACGUGAUCACACUGGUGCUAGGGACUGGGCGAGAGACGUCAGUCAAGUUAGAAGAAAAGUAAAAUGGAUGCUGUUUGUUUUGUUUCUGGUGAUUAAGUUUCUGAAUUAAACUACGGAGGUCGUGUGUUUCGACAAAAAGUACUUUUAUUGAAAUUGUCUCUCGUUGAUAGUAAUUUAUUAUUACUAUUGAGAAAGCCAACAAUAUGGCAUCAACCUCAAGUGCUGCAGAUGCUGGAACAUCAUCUCAAGCGAAAUUUGCUGAUAGAAUGAAAAGAUUGAGAGAUCUUCAUAUCAAAAGGAAUGAAGCACGAAAACUAAAUCAUCAAGAAGUUGUUGAAGAAGAUAAAAGAAAUAGUUUACCUUCAAAUUGGGAGGCGAGAAAGCGCCGUGCGGAAUGGAUUUUACAGGAUGAGGAGAAACGCAAAGCUGCAGAUGAUGAGGGUAUUGAUUAUGAUCGUUCAAAACUUCUUGAGAUAAGUGCAAUGGAUGCUGAAAGACUAGAAAAAAAGAAGAAAAAGAAAAAUCCUGACCAAGGAUUUGCUGACUAUGAGCAGGCCACAAUAAGGCAAUAUAAUCGAUUGGUGAAAAAUAUGAAGCCGGAUAUGGUGCAAUAUGACAGGGAGAGAGAGAAACUUGGAGAAGCAUUUUAUGGCACUGCUAAUACCAUACUUCAUGGUUUACAUGAAGAUACUAAGGAAGGCAUAGAUCGAAUGGUGGAAGAUCUUGAAAAACAGAUUUCAAAACGUGAAAAAUACAGCCGUAGGCGCAUGCACAAUGAUGAUGCUGAUAUUGAUUACAUCAAUGAGAGGAAUAUGAAGUUUAACAAGAAACUGGAGCGCUUUUAUGGUGAACACACAACUGAAAUUAAACAGAAUUUGGAGAGAGGAACUGCUGUGUGAUAUGUGUAUAUAUGUCUGCAGUGUGAAUAUUUUGUACAUUUAUAUAGAUUCUGUGUAUAUUUCACAUUACAGGAUGAAUGCUCUUGUGACAGUUUGUUGCAAAUAAAUAAUACAUAAACACAUUUCUUAAUUUUUUCAGGAAUUCUUUAUUUUACAAUAUCACAUUUUUUAUUUUCAUGGAAGUUUUAUAUAUUUAAGUUCUUAUAUUCUACAGUUCUGCCGGUAAUGGUUCUCCUUGGAGUGCAGCAAUAAUAUUUUUUGCAGUCAAAAUACACAUGUCUUCCCUAGUUUUUGUAGUGGCACUUCCUAUGUGAGGUAUAAUCACUGCAAGGAAAUUAAUCAUUGGAAUUAGUAACGAUGAUAAAAGAGAAAGUGUGUUUCUCAUUCAAGCAGUUUUGCUAUACUUCCAACAUCCUUUCUUUGUCAGGAGAAUAAGUAAUGUAAUUGCGAGCCAAUUUUUCGACAGAAAAUCUUUUAUUCCUGGGCCCUCGUAACCAAAAAGUAAAUCUUUUUUUUUCUUUACUACUGUCUUGUCUAUAUAUUACAAAAAUGCAUAUCAAAGAUUGGUUCAGUUUCUAUGGGAAUUCUUGAGUAUAAUUUUGAAGGGUUUAAAAGAAAUGGCAUCUUUCAGUGUGAUGCACCCAAUAAAAUACUAGAGAAUAUCUGAUCUUUGAAAGGUAUUAGAAAAAGGCCCGAAAAAUCAAAUAUCCUUCGUGGUUACUAUAAACCACUUGUUGAAACAUGAAAUCAGACUAACAAAGUGCACAAAGUCUAUGAAGAACUUUUAUAUCUAAAAUUGUUUCAGUUUGUGAUGGUUUCUGUAGUAUAUUUAAUAAAAGAUACUGAUUUCAGUCUCGCUAUUGAAACAUUAUUUGAUACCUUGGUUUUAGUUAAAGGUGCAAAAAUUCUCUAAGAACUCAAAUCGAAAUACUGCAAAAAUUAAAAAACAAAAAGCAAGAGCCAUUUAAACGUUUAUAAAAUGAAAACUCUUUAAUUCAGAAAAUUUCUC
This is a messenger RNA of Gryllus bimaculatus (two-spotted cricket), 2012 nucleotides long. The record is from the annotation of a GenBank genome assembly. Lineage: Eukaryota; Metazoa; Arthropoda; Insecta; Orthoptera; Gryllidae.